This is a messenger RNA of Amphiprion ocellaris (clown anemonefish), 4880 nucleotides long. It is a transcript of the gene slc6a1a, whose product is annotated as solute carrier family 6 member 1a. Gene Ontology annotation, cellular component: plasma membrane; axon; cell surface. The transcript is spliced from 15 exons. Lineage: Eukaryota; Metazoa; Chordata; Actinopteri; Pomacentridae. The record is from RefSeq and is a predicted model, not a curated record. Gene Ontology annotation, biological process: neurotransmitter transport; sodium ion transmembrane transport. Gene Ontology annotation, molecular function: gamma-aminobutyric acid:sodium:chloride symporter activity. Bases 402 to 2540 code for a protein of 712 amino acids.
CCUCCUCCUCCUCUUCCUCCUCCUCUUCCUCCUCCUGGUCUUCAGCACUGCUCCCCGCUGGACAGCUCCUGCUUGGACACCUCUAACGCUGCAUGGUCCCUUUAAGUCUUUUAAUGGAAGUAAAAUCUAUUUAUGUUUCAAGAAAUAUUGGGAGUUUACAACUUCGCCCACAGGAGGAAUCUACGGAUACCUCGUUUCGGGAUUUGUGGCAGGCAGCGUAUCCUCGGCGGCACAGAUCACAGAUUCAUUGUUAACGGCGACUGACGAGCCGUGUGAGCACAGGCUUCAUCUCCAGACAUUUGGUCCAAGGGUUAGGUCUAAAAACCGCGAAGCUGCUGUCUACGUGGACUGGUGCUGAAGCCUCCCGUCCGACUGCCAGGACCUCUGCCAAAUCCAGAGACAUGGCGACGAACGGCACCAAAACGGAUGGACAAGUCACAGAACUGAACGAGGUGGCCACUAAUAAUGACAAACCCAAGUCAUUGGACGUGAAACCCGAAAAGCAGAAAAAGGAGUUGCCUGAUAGAGAAACAUGGGCGGGAAAAUUUGAUUUCCUCCUGUCGUGUGUGGGUUAUGCAAUUGGACUGGGAAACGUGUGGAGAUUUCCCUAUCUGUGUGGAAAAAACGGUGGAGGAGCCUUCUUGAUCCCCUAUUUUUUGACCCUCAUAUUUGCUGGGGUCCCCUUGUUCCUACUGGAAUGCUCCCUUGGUCAAUACACCUCAAUUGGAGGGCUUGGUGUGUGGAAACUGGCUCCUAUGUUUAAAGGUGUGGGCCUUGCAGCAGCUGUCCUGUCCUUCUGGCUUAAUAUUUACUACAUUGUAAUCAUUUCUUGGGCCAUUUACUACCUGUACAACUCCUUCACCACUGAUCUUCCUUGGAGCUCAUGUAACAAUCCAUGGAACACAGAGAAAUGUUAUACAAACUACUCCAUUCCAGACACCACCAAUCUCACCAGUGCAGUGGUGGAGUUUUGGGAGCGCAACGUGCAUGAAAUGACUGAUGGCUUGGAAAAACCAGGCCAGCUUCGAGUGCCACUGGCAAUAACACUGGCCAUCGCCUGGGUCCUUGUGUACUUCUGUAUCUGGAAAGGGGUUAGCUGGACAGGGAAGGUCGUUUACUUCUCAGCCACGUAUCCCUACUUCAUGCUGUUUAUUCUCUUCAUCCGUGGGGUGACUCUACCUGGAGCUAGAGAGGGAAUUCUGUUCUAUAUCACCCCUAACUUUGAAAAGCUCAAAGAAUCUGAGGUAUGGCUGGAUGCAGCUACCCAGAUCUUUUUUUCCUAUGGAUUGGGAUUGGGGUCACUUAUAGCUCUAGGCAGCUACAACCCUUUCAACAAUAAUGUUUACAGAGACUCUGUCAUUGUGUGCUGCAUCAACUCAUGUACCAGCAUGUUUGCUGGCUUUGUAAUCUUCUCCAUUGUUGGCUUCAUGGCACAUGUGACAAAGAAAGACAUUGCCGACGUAGCAGCUUCAGGUCCUGGCUUAGCUUUUCUGGCCUACCCGGAGGCUGUAACCCAGUUGCCUGUGUCUCCUCUCUGGGCCAUUCUGUUCUUCUCCAUGCUGCUCAUGCUGGGGAUAGACAGCCAGUUCUGCACUGUUGAAGGCUUCAUCACUGCUCUGGUGGAUGAGUUUCCCAGAGCUCUUAGGGGUAGACGAGAGAUCUUCAUCGCUGUUGUCUGUCUGGUGUCCUAUGUGAUCGGACUUUCAAACAUCACACAGGGUGGAAUCUAUGUAUUUAAACUGUUUGACUACUACUCUGCCAGUGGAAUGUGUCUGCUGUUCUUGGUCUUCUUUGAAUGCAUCUCCAUAUCCUGGUGCUACGGUGUGAACAAGUUCUACGACAACAUCCAGGAGAUGAUUGGUUACAAGCCGUGUAUAUGGUGGAAGAUGUGCUGGGUCGUGUUCACCCCUCUCAUUGUCGCUGGGGUGUUCUUGUUCAGCGCCGUACAAAUGGUUCCUCUCACAAUGGGAGACUAUGUGUUCCCAGGCUGGGGUCAGGGAGUGGGCUGGCUCAUGGCGCUGUCCUCCAUGGUUCUCAUACCAGGAUACAUGAUCUACAUGUACCUUGGGCUCAAGGGGACUUACAAAGAGCGACUUCGGAUAAUGCUUCAGCCUCCUGCGGUUACAAGGCGACGCCAGGAGAACGGACCUGAGCAGCAAGCGGAAACCAACACCGCCAACCUGUCCAGCCCCGCCAAUCCAGCCAACCCCGCCAGCCCCAUUAACCCGGCUCCCGCCAACCCCGCCAGCCCCACCAAUCCUGCUCCAGUCAACUCCACCAGCCCCGUGACCCCUGCUAACCCGGCCCCUCCGCCAGCUAACCCGGCCGCCGCCACCAGCCCGGUAAACCCGGCGACAAGUCCCGCCACCACCGUCACCAUCACCACCACCACCACGGCCAGUCCGGCUAACCCCAGCACCACCACAACUGUCAGUCCGAUCAGCCCACCGCCCAACCCGACCAGCCCAACAGAGCCGGUUAACCCCCCGAACCCUACAAGCCCGACCUCUAACCUGACCAAUGCUGAGGCCAACGUGUAGACAACAAAGAAACCCUCAUGGAGCAUGUAGACAAAAAGAGAACAUUACAAAGGACUUCCAAGAUUUUAAUUGAUUCACCUACCUCCAGGGGCAAUAUGUGAUCAAAACAGAUUUUCAAACCAUGUUUCAGUUUUCUGCAUUUGUAAAACCAAGCCAAUGAUGUCUUAUUGUUGGUUUGCAUUCUGAAAAACAAUAUCAAAGACUGUUAGUGUUCACCAAUACAACCGUAAUUCUGAAGAAAAAAAAUGUAAACAUACUGUGUAAUACUGUGAGAAAAGAAAAAAAACUUAGAGAUAUAGAUUAGAGAUUUGUUGAAUAUCUUCAUGAAUCAAGUAAAUACCGUGUGAAUAUAGUAGAUGAAGUAGUGAACAAAAUUGACAUCAUUGAAGAGUGCAAGGGAUGGCGUCAAUUUUAUUGUGGAUGUUUACUAAACCUCACACAGUUGUCUCUUUUCCAAACGUUGCUCUCUGUGAGGUAAACUACGGGCCACAAGGCGAAACCGGGAGCUCUGAGUAAGCACAAUGCCAAUAAGAAGUUCAUGUUUAGGAGCUCUGGAGCAAUCCAGUAUGUGUCGCAAAAGAUUUUGUGUGUGUGAGAGAGACUGUUAUUUUUCCUUCCUUUUUUUUCAGUAAAAAAAAAGAAAAAGAGAAAACUUUUAUGUGAUCAAAACAUUUUUAGAAUUAUUUUUAGGAUGUUUUAUACUAUAUGUGUUGUGAUGGAGGACCAAAAUCAAUAGGCAGACAAAAGCAAAAACUAUGCCAUUUAAGUAUUUGGUUGGCAAAGCACAGGGUACAAAGAAGUACAAAAAAAGCAACAAAAAAAAAGCACAGGGUUAGAAAAAUGAUUUACAAACGUCGACUAUCCCGUAAUGCUGACAGUCAGUCCUGUUUACGUUUUGCAUGCUUUCCUCAGGAACAUCAGUGAAAAAAAUCUGAAAUGUCUCCUGACAAAAGAAGAAGAUGAUGAUGUUGAUGACGAUGAAGAAGAAGAACAGAGACGGCCUUAAGCCAAUACACCAAUUUCAACGAAGCCAUAGUCUGUUUACAUGACUGGGCAGAACUACAAAAUACCACUUUGUAUGCUAGCACAAAAAACCUGGACCAACUCUGUGUUUAAGUACAGUCAUGAUUCUUUCUUUAUGUGUCAUGAUCAAUUAUAGUUUGAUCAAUAUGUAUUCAGCAAUACAUAUGUAGAUGUAUAAGUGCAGGCCAGUAAGCAAGUGGUCUGUUUCUCUUUUUGUUUAUGUUGUCUUUGCUUUACUAGUGAAAAGCACAAAAGCUUUAAUUUCCCCAGACUUUUGCCAUGGCGUGUUAGGACAAUGUUAGUUUGCUUCUAUGGCAGCUACUGUGAAAGGCAUCUGGUCGAACAGAACAUGUUUACCUUGAAAAGCAAAACAACUGAGCGAAAAUGUGAAAUGGCUACAGUUCAUGUCCUGUGAAUUUUGUAUAAAGUUACUCUACCACAAUUUUCUCUGGAACUUUGUUGUAAAACUGUACUGUGUAAAACAUGUAACUGUGAAUGUCUGUAAUACAUUGGAAGUUAUUGUCUAAAUGUUGAAAAAAAUGGAGUUGCUGUUUUCUGCAAUAAUAUUUUGAUCACAGAAGCUAAAGCACAUAUCUUACAGAAAUAUAUGAAAUGAUGAUGACAAUGAAGAUACUGACGGUUAUAUUAAAAAUAGAAACUAUGUCUAGUAAAACAAUAUUGUUUUGUAUAUUUUUAACUGUCUCACUGCCUAAUGUAAAACAUAAUAUAAACAUGAUAUGUAUCUAAAUGGUGUCAAAUGAUAAAGCACGAUUGUUAUGUUAUACAAACAGAAAAAGACUGAAAAAAUAAAGAGUUAUAGAAAAUAUAAAUACAAUACACGCCUGGCAUAUGUCCCUUAUAGCAUGUGUGUUUAAAGUAGCAGCCCCGUGAUUUUCGACAGUGUUCCCAGAAAAUUAGGUCAACCCCAACUACCCUAUCAAAACAUGUAUGCUGCUCUGAAUCCCCCUGCAGUAAUUGGCUGUUGUUCUUUCUCUUGUAAAUAAACCCCGUCCAUGGAGUAUUUCUAGUCAAUAGAUUUUAAAAAAGAAAAAAAGUGAGACCAAUAAAAUUACAAAGAGGGAUUAGGUGGAGGAACAUACAAAGAGUUGAAUAGCUGGAUUCAUUUUUGUGUGUGUGUGUGUUUAUUUUAGAAUGAGGCCAGGUGGGACGUGUAAAAUGGAAUAAAACCUUUUCCUCAGUAGUUUUUCGGGUGAAGACGGCAUCCAGCUUAGCUCUACCAUGGGGGUAAAAAUAAAUAAUCAUUACGGUAGAAAAAAAAGAAUAAAAAAAUAAAAAUAGGCAUCACAAGUGUCUGAA